CGUCCUAUAUCCCUCCCCUCCAGAGGCGCUGCAGCCGGUAGAGGUGGCAGUGGGAGUCGUGCUGGGGUUGCGUGGUGCUCCCCGAACGGGGUUUAGGGCGGCGGGAACAUGGCGUUGGUGGGCAAUGGAGCGGAGCAAGAAGCGGACGAGGAGAGCUUUGAAGAUGCCUUUGAAAGCAUCCCUGUGGCAUCCAAGAUGGAUCUCAAGUGUGCCCUAGAAGAAUGUACAAUGGCUCUAAACUUAUUUCUAAAUAAUAAAUUCUCAGAAGCCCUGGAAUUACUUCGACCAUGGUCUAAAGAAAGCAUGUACCAUGCCUUGGGCUACAGCACUAUUUUAGUAAUGCAGGCUGCCAUGACCUUUGAACAGCAGGAUAUUCAAAUGGGUAUUACCACAAUGAAGGAAGCUUUGCAAACUUGCCAAAGAUUCAGGAAAAGAAAUACAAUGGUAGAAUCUCUGUCCAGUUUGGUUUCCAAACCAUCAGUGGAACAACUGAGUGAAGAGGAGAUGCAUGCAGAAAUCUGUUAUGCUGAAUGUCUACUUCAGAAGGCAGCACUGACAUUUGUGCAGGAUGAAAAUAUGAUCAACUUCAUCAAAGGUGGAUUAAAAAUCAGAACAAGUUACCAAAUAUAUAAGGAAUGCCAUUCUGUGCUGCAGAUGACACAGAGCAACAAAAGCAGUAAAGAAACCUAUCAUCAGUUCGAAGGGGGAGUGAAGCUUGGGAUAGGUGCAUUUAACUUGAUGCUUUCCCUUUUACCAGCAAGGAUUCUCCGACUUCUGGAAUUCAUUGGGUUUUCUGGCAAUAGGGACCUGGGGCUUUGUCAGUUACGAGAAGGUGCCUCUGGAGCCAGUUUGAGGGCUACAUUGUGCAUCUUAACCCUUCUGUUAUAUCAUACGUAUGUUUCGCUGAUACUUGGUACAGGGGAAGCCAAUCUUGAGGAAGCAGAGACUCUCCUUGAACCCUACCUCCAGAGAUUUCCAAACGGUUCGCUAAUUUUGUUUUAUGCGGCCAGAAUUGAGUUGCUGAAAGGGAAUUUUGAAAAGGCACAAGUGGUAUUCCAAGAUUGCAUUUCAGCCCAGCAAGAAUGGAAGCAGAUUCAUCACCUCUGUUACUGGGAGCUGAUGUGGUGUUAUACAUUCCAGCAGGACUGGCUUCAGGCUUAUCAUUAUGCCGAUCUGCUAUGCAAAGAGAGCAGGUGGUCCAAGGCAAUAUAUGUGUUCCAAAAAGCUGCAAUUUUGAGCAUGCUAUCAGAUGAGGAUGUGAAAUCAACUGGAGAGAAUGUUGUGUCAUUAUUUAGGCAGGUCGAGAGCCUAAAGCAGAGAAUAGCAGGCAAAUCUAUCCCAACGGAGAAGUUUGCAGUGAGGAAGUCCCGACGUUACUCAAGUCCUCAACCUGUGAAGCUGAUUUUACCUGCCCUGGAAAUGAUGUAUGUCUGGAACGGUUUUUCAAUAGUGGGCAAAAGAGCUGAUCUUACUGAAAGUUUGUUGAUAACCAUUGAAAAAGAAGAACUAGCUUUACGCAGUGAAACAAGUAUGAAAGGGAAGCAAGAAGAAGAGCUGGCAACAGAAUGCGAGAGCAAAACGUGGAAGGAGAGAAAUGUACUAUUUCGCAAAGAAGCACCAGGAAAGCCCACAGAAUACUCUAUGGAUGACCAAUGCUUGGUACAGUUACUGAAAGGUCUCUGCCUGAAGCACUUAGGACGACUCUUGCAAGCUGAGCUAUGUUUCAAUCAGGUUAUUCAAAGUGAAAAGCAACUGAAGUAUGAUCACUACUUGGUGCCAUUCACACUCUAUGAAUUGGGACUUCUGUACAAGCAACAAGGAGACAGAGACAAAGCCAUAAGAUUCAUAGAAAGUGCAAAAAACAACUACAAAGAAUACUCCAUGGAAUCCCGACUACAUUUCAGAAUUCAUGCUGCACUCAACAGCUUGAGAGGAUCUCCUGCUUCUUCGCCUUGAUUAAAGCCUAAUGCAUCUGUUUUUUCCUUAAAUGAGCACGUGUCUAUUAUAGACCCACCCUUGUUUGAAAGUAGAUAAGUGAUCAUGUAAAUGAGCUAGAGAUAGAGGGGAGUGGUAAAUGAUUGUAUUAAUAUUUGCUGUCUGUGUAAUUUGAUGUUGGUCAUCUAGUGUGUUUUUUCUGUAGAGUUUUGUCAUAUUUCUGUACAAUACUAUACUAUGUAGGAAGUGAUUGUAUUUUCAUCUCGUGAAAGGAAAUUUAAUGUUUGGCUCGAAUGGGAGGAUAUUACAGGCCUGUUGCUGAUGCAAUCAAGUCUAAUUCAGAUUAUUAAUUUUUUUAAUGUGGCUAUUAACAUCGAGGUAACAGAAUUAGGUUUUCUGAUCCUGGUUCACAGCUAGAGCAUUAGUAGAGGCUUGCUUUUCUGAGGUUCACUUAUUCAGACCUUUGGCCUGGGACUUAAAUUUAUUAAUAUAGACUAUAGAUGGAGAGUACUCUGUAGGACAGUUUGGCAAUUAGUUUACCUUUUAUAAAGAAAUAAUACUUUAUUCCAGAAUUCAGAAUAUUAAAUGAUAAUCCUCAGCAACUUUGUCAAGAUUGGAAAAAAGACAGGUCAAUUAUAGAUUUUUUUUUUUUGUGACUAGGUAUUAGAAUUAGAGAUUCCUUGUCUUGAUAAGGUUAAAUCAAACUGUAACAUUGUUAUCGUUUCUGGUAAGCAUAUGACUUGGUUUAAGACUUCUCUCUUUUGGUUUAAAUCGUUAAUGGUAAUGGAAGCCCAACUACUUUUGUUUCAAGAAGUGAGGAGGGAAGUCUUAAACUAGACCAUAGCCUCUAGCAGCCAGAAGGUUCUGAUUGAAUUCAAGCCUUGAUCUCUUUUUGCUCUCAGGAAGCAAAGCAAAAUUAAUAUGCCCUCAUAAAGAAAACGUAAUAUAUCCUUGCAUUUGUAAUAUUUGGAGAGCAAUAGCUAACUCUUCUCUUUGGUUUAGAAACAAAUUGGUAUACACUUGGAUUUUGUUGAAACAUUAUUUGAAAGCUACAUAUCUUGCUGAAAUUUUAGACCCUCAGUGACUGAUCUGGAAAUGACAAACUAUUACCACAUCAUGAACCCAUGUUUUAUUGGGGCACCACUUCUUUGGUAUCUCUAACAAUCUGACUGUAGUCUUUAGUACGUUUUAGUAAUGGUUAAGAAUAGUAUUUCAGCUAAUUCCAGAGAGCAAAGAAAUGGGAAAUAGAAUAAUCUAUGAUUCCAAAAGGAUUAUUCAAUAAUCAGCUACAAUUAUUAGUACUUCAAAAAAGAGCAUUUUGAGGUUUAUAUUUUUAGCUGUUUUUCCUUAGUAGCUUUUUAAAACUAAUUUUUUUCUUUGUAAUUUUUUUUAAAAAAAGCCUUUUGUAGAGCAGGCUUUAGUUUAACAGAAGUAUUUGUGUUUGUUUUGACAAGCUGCAGAUCAGUCGCAAGGUCAAUAAAUGAUAAUUCUUUACAUUGCGUGAGUGAUUAGACUUUCCACAAUAAUGUGCUGUGAUUUUCCUUGGAAAACAUUUUCUUUUCAAUGUCAAAAAGAUUAUUGCUGAUUUUCAAAAUAUCAUCAAUGACCUUGGUUCUUCUAAUUUACUUCCUAUUUUUAAUUGUUUUGUAGUUGAGCCAUAUAGAUAUUUAAUAAUUAAAAAGCACUGACACAUUUUCUUCCUAUAUUGCAUGCUAUUCUAUUUUCAGAGUAGCUUUCCAACUCAAGAUAUAUCAGUGAUACUAUGUUUUUAAAAUGAGAACAGAGUUGGACAAUAAAUGAAUACUAUGUAGAAAACUCAGGCAACUAUA
This is a messenger RNA of Ornithorhynchus anatinus (platypus), 3764 nucleotides long. It is a transcript of the gene TTC39B, whose product is annotated as tetratricopeptide repeat domain 39B. The transcript has 20 exons. The record is from RefSeq and is a predicted model, not a curated record. Bases 109 to 1956 code for a protein of 615 amino acids. Lineage: Eukaryota; Metazoa; Chordata; Mammalia; Monotremata; Ornithorhynchidae. Gene Ontology annotation, molecular function: protein binding. Gene Ontology annotation, biological process: cholesterol homeostasis; regulation of cholesterol efflux; negative regulation of cholesterol storage.